UUUCUGACAACCAGAAAGAAAAAUCCGAUCCAACCUUGUCAACAGACACUCUGUGUUUUUGGUCCAGAUCAUCAAUUAUACUAUAGAUUUCUAACCUCUAACUAUGGUCUAUGACAAGAAAUUAUGCUCAAAAUGCUCCGACUACUUCAGUUCGGAAAGCUUCUGGCACAUGUCCUAUGGUCGGGGACUGGGCUACCUUUUUCAAAGAUCUUUUCUCAAUCUUAGAGAAAACUCAUCAGAAUGUACGCUAUGUGGUUUUAUUUACGAGGCUUUGCUUCAGGCAUGCAAAAAACGCGGCCCUCGUGAAAGGUGGUCAAUCGAUUCAGACGAUGUCUUGUAUUAUUCUCGUGUUCUUCAUGGCGAGUUUGACACGGAUACUGCCCCACACUCUCAUCAAACCUUUCGCCUUCGAGUCUCGACGGAUUACCAAUAUACUCUUGGAGGUAAUCUUGACAUAUCAGUCAUCAGAGAUUUCCAGAGGCCAGCAAGAGGUGAACAUAUAGAAAUCGACGUUGCAAUGUUAGGAGAGAGAAUGUUUCUACAAGGAAGGAGAAUGGAACAAUGUCCGGACACUGAUCUUGUUAAAAGCUGGCUUCAAUUCUGCUGUGGAGAAGGAGGUUCCAGAUGUGCCAGCGAGCCGAUGAAUUCAUACAAACUCAUCAAUGUUGAUGCCAUGAUGGUUGAACAAAUGAAGACCAAAUCCCGUUAUGCUGCCCUGAGUUAUGUUUGGGGAAAAGACACCACCAAGCACUUUCGACUUACAGAAGAUUUGCGCGCAGUGCUUUCGACUCCAGGAAGCUUGGAUAAAUCAAGACAAGACAUACCUCUUGUCUUCCUGGAUGCUAUCCAAUUAUGCCGAACCUUGGGAAUUGGUUAUUUGUGGAUAGAUGCACUAUGUCACGAUAAAACGAGAACAACUCUAAGCAAGGAGCUACCUACGGCGAUAGCUCAGAUAUAUAGCAAUGCCUUCGUGACCAUUGUGGCGAGUGGCAAGGACGCUCUCAGUGGUUUACCCGGCAUCAGUACCAAACGUGAAGUUCAGCUGACCAGGCAGUUUGGGGAGACAACCAUAGCUGUUGUUCAGCCGCAAAUCGAUAUUGCUAUGGCGGACUCGGACUGGAUGAAGCGGGGUUGGACAUUUGACGAGUAUGUUCGAUCGAAUCAUCUGCUAGUGGUUACCGACGAUCAGUUGUACUUCAAGUGCAAGAAACAGGACAUUAUUCUCUGUGAGGAUAUGUGGUAUGAAUCCCCUGACUACUUAGGAACAACAAUGAGGAAGAUUGAACUUCCAUCUGUGGACGGGCUUUGGGGCUGGAAUGCGUCUGACGAUGAAAAAGGGUUUUUCGCUUAUACCCUGGCGGUUUACGAGUACUUCAGCCGUCAAAUGACUCAACAGAAAGACUUGGCCCUUGGAUUUGAUGGCUGGCGAGAGUUUCGCGAAAAAGAAAUUGGAAAGAAUCUCUUGUACAAUCUACCGGUGUCAGAAUUUGCCCGUGCUCUGUGUUUUGAGCUGCGUGGCUGUGAGCGCCGCAAACCGGGAAAGGAUUGGAGCAAUAAUUUGAUUUAUACGCCGAGUUGGUCAUGGCAGGGAUGGGUUGGAUCUGAGAACGAUAUGAUCGAAUAUAUCAGUGCUUGGUCAUUCGACACACCUUCUAUGCAAUUCUAUCGCUUUCGUAAAGAUGGCAACGCUCAAGAGUGUCAACUUUUUCCUUUUCCAGAACAAAAUGAGCCUACGAAAGAGGACUUGGAAUUCAUGCUUGGAAUGCUCUCCAUGUGGCGAAAGCUUUCACAAACCCAUCCAGAGAAGCUUUCCCGUUAUUGGAAGGCAGAUAUUCAGAGACUGAAGAAAACUCAGAUUUUGACGAUGGCAUAUUCUCAGUCGACUUCAAAACUUUCCCAUCUGCGGGUGAGUGCGAAGAAAUUCUUAGAGAAAUCCACUGUCAAGCACGACCGGCACCACAGAUGUUAUAUGGCUUGCCUCAAAGCUUGGUUGACUGCUUGAUCGCUUUUGAGACCAUUCAAUUUGAGUUAUGCGUCACAAAAGGGGACAAUGAUGAAGGCGGAUACUGCCAUGCACCUUUGCCACCAUCUCAAGAAGGUCGAAAAAAAAAAAAUUUCUUUGGUACUGUGUGUUUUGAUUCACCGAUCAGUCGUGCAGAGGGUUACUUAUUUAAUUUUGUCUACAUCAAUACCUGCUAUGAUAGCAGGCCUGAGGACUUUUUCAUUGUCACAGAAAAAAGCGAGUUUGGACCACUUUUGCAAACUCGUGUUGGAAGCUGCCUAUUUGAUGAGGGCUGCCUGAAGGAGCUUGUAAGCAACGAGCACCUGAACUGGAAAUAUAAGAUGGUCUACUUGAUAUAGGUCAUUAUGUUCCAUAUCACAGCGGGCGAGGGCUUGAGAGCUUCUAGAUAUACUGUUUUAAGGUCAUAAUACAUGGACAAAUUAGCUUGCCCGAGGCAAUGGUACACUUGAUGCGAUC
This is a messenger RNA of Aspergillus homomorphus CBS 101889, 2479 nucleotides long. RefSeq names its product HET domain protein. The record is from RefSeq and is a predicted model, not a curated record. The transcript has a single exon. Bases 104 to 2002 code for a protein of 632 amino acids. NCBI's taxonomy places the organism in Eukaryota, Fungi, Ascomycota, Eurotiomycetes, Eurotiales, Aspergillaceae.